Messenger RNA from Erpetoichthys calabaricus (reedfish), 2788 nucleotides. It is a transcript of the gene znf750, whose product is annotated as zinc finger protein 750. Gene Ontology annotation, cellular component: nucleus. Bases 260 to 2311 code for a protein of 683 amino acids. The transcript is spliced from 3 exons. The record is from RefSeq and is a predicted model, not a curated record. Gene Ontology annotation, biological process: positive regulation of transcription by RNA polymerase II; epidermis development. Lineage: Eukaryota; Metazoa; Chordata; Cladistia; Polypteriformes; Polypteridae. Gene Ontology annotation, molecular function: promoter-specific chromatin binding; RNA polymerase II cis-regulatory region sequence-specific DNA binding; DNA-binding transcription activator activity, RNA polymerase II-specific.
AUCCCUCCCACUGCAAGCACACGGUUUCAGUUGCACCCAGUGUUCAAGGAGGAAGCAGGUACAACUCUUCACAGCAAGUGCUGCACUUGGACCCGCUCUGCCAAAGAGGACAAGCACAUGCCAAGAUCCUGUGCAACCAGCUGCUUCAGCGGUGACCAAACAGGCCGUUGCUGAGAGUGCUGUCAUCCUUUCGUCAGUCCUCCAGAACCUGUAUUGCCAGAAAAAAAAUCUACCCUGCACUGCUAUAACCACCACAGAGAUGAGUCUGGCCAAGGAGCGCAAGCCAAAAAAACCUCACUAUAUCCCAAGACCCCCAGGAAAGCCCUUUAAUUACAAGUGCUUUCAAUGCCCCUUUACCUGCAAUGAGAAAUCCCAUUUGUUUAACCACAUGAAAUAUGGCUUGUGCAAAAACUCCAUCACGUUGGUGUCUGAGCAAGACCGUACAGGCAAACCCGGCAAGUCUGUCAUUGGUGAUUUGACCACAAAGCUCUGCACUGAACCCGCUGACCCAAACCCUGCUCCAUGUCUCAACUCUGAUGUGACACAACGGGACAGUGCACCUGAUCACAGAGCUGAAGAUGUCACCUUUCAAAGGAAAAACAAAUGUCAGAGUCCUAAAACCUCUGCAACCAGUGAGCUGGAACAAUUACCUGGCACAAGGGGCAGAAACAUAAGCCAGACUCCAGAAGGCACAGUACGGUCUUCUGCCUUUGUGCCCAUUGCAACACUCCCAUCUGCAGAUAGGCCAUCUGUCUGUGAAUCCAUCUCCUUGAUAAGCAAAUCAAAGAAUAUUGUCUCACCUCUUCCAAUAAAAUCUGCAUUCUACAACCCCAGUGGGCACUGGCGGGCAGGCCCUGGCUUGAUGUCACCAGACUUUGCCAACAAAUUUCCAAACAGCAAGAUAGCGUCUACAAGUUACAUGCCACCCAUCAUUUCAGAAUAUGCCCCUUACUAUUUUGCAGAACCUUCAAUGCCAAGCCUCUACCAGCCCUGUUUACUUCCUGGAAGCCCCCAUGAGACUGAAGGUUCCCAGUUCCCUGCAUAUUUUUCAGCAGAUCAGAGGCCUUUCUUGUCUCACACCUUCCCAACAGCAAGCAUUCAAAUUUCUGGGGCACUGCCACAACCAGCCUUGGAGCAUCAUUACAGGUACUACCAGGCUCUCCAUCAGAACCCCACUUUUCCAUAUGGGGUCUACAGGCCCCCGGCAGCAGCAGCAGAGCAUGCUUUUCAGGACUUCAACUCCAAACUAAUGCAUCCAGCUGAGGUAUUCGCAAGAGAAUUAGGUUCUCACCAGCUGGCAGAUAAUCAAGCACACUACCAGAUGACUAAGAAUCCACCUUCAGCGCAGCUCCAAGGAAAAGCGAGUCCAGAGGUCGAGAAAACAGCAGCAAACACGGAAACAGAAGUGAAGGCGCCCGAGGAACAAAGAAGUGUUAAGAUGAGUCCCCGGGCAGCAAGUUCUGCGACAGGGUCCCCAGACAGACCAAGCCAGACCAGCUUGACCCCAAACAACUGCCAAGACCUCCCAGAAAAUACCCUGCAUGUCCAAAGUACAGCUAAUGUACAGACAUCUAGAAUGACUGCAACAUCAGACGGACCGCAACAGGAAGAAUACCACUCUUCAACACAAAGCUGCAGUGGAAGGGCAUUCGUCAAGUAUUCUCCACCACACAAUGGUCAUCAUGCUGCUAUGUCCAGUGAAGAAGAAGAUAUGGCACCCCUGAAUCUUUCAAAAAAGGACCAUUUCUCUGACGAGCACUCGCCCUGCAUUGUAAACACUGCGUGGGAAUCUCCAGGGUUAGCGCAGCCUCAAGACCUGCCCUUAAACCUCUCAGUUAAAGAUUCCUCCACUAGUAACAUUCAAGCCAGCGCAGUGGAGUCAAUGACCAAAAGCAAAGAAGCUGGCCAAGUGGACUCUAAAGGCAGACAGGCAUGGCAGUACUGGGAAAAAACAUCCAACCAUGAAGCAUCCAGUGAAAUGCACGCAUCCAGAAUAACUGACAGCGGUGACGAGCAGAAGCAGACGGCAGCCUUUGCUUUAUGCCAGCUGGCCACUUGUAGUCCCAAAACCCUAACCAGAGAUGGGUCACCCUCCCAGUCCAAGGAAAAUUACGAAUGUCAGGACACCAAUUCUGAAGGUGCACAGGAAACCCUGAAUCUUUCCAGCUUACAUGUGAAAGAAGAGCAUCGUAAAAGCAAAGCACACAAAAGGACAAGCCACAAGGAAUGCACAAAACCAGAACCAGAGCCUAAGAAAGCAAAAGCCUCAGAACCAGUACAGAGAUUGCGGAAAAGGCCCCGCUGCUCGUAAAAUGACCCGUCUGCAAGACAUUCGGAGCGCAAAGACUGCUUUUUGCACCUAUUUAAAAUGUCCAUUAGUACUAUAAUACUUAAGUGUCACCCUGUCAUGUGCAUCUCUUAACAGACUGUAACUCAAGCAGGAUCUGUUCCAAUUUAGAACCUGUGUUUUGGGCACCAAUUACUGAUUGUUAAGCCACACUUACCCAGCCUUUAGGACAACUGGACCCUGUCUGGAAUCACAAAAGCCUGAUAACAAUUGAUCAGCGGGCUAGAAAAUUAACUGCUAAAGAAAGAGAACGACCAGGAAUAUGGUCACAUUUGAGACUUUAUUGUAUGUACAGUUUGUUUUAUACCGUGGGAAAAAAACAGUGUGAAUGAUUAUUUAAACAAAAUAUUUAUUGAUAUCUAAAAUGGCACUAUGGUGAUGGAUUUUUUUUUUUUUUUUAAAUAACUGUUUUUCAGAAAAAAUAAAACCAAUUGAAAAUAA